This is a messenger RNA of Zingiber officinale, 1219 nucleotides long. RefSeq lists its product as uncharacterized. NCBI's taxonomy places the organism in Eukaryota, Viridiplantae, Streptophyta, Magnoliopsida, Zingiberales, Zingiberaceae. Bases 110 to 1204 code for a protein of 364 amino acids. The record is from RefSeq and is a predicted model, not a curated record. The transcript has 7 exons. Gene Ontology annotation, molecular function: protein binding.
CGUUUCGUCCCCUUCUCUCUUUCUCCGCCUCUUUAUUGCUUGCUCUUCUCUCUCUGGAGUGGAACUUUUGGAUCCGAGCUGUUAGGGAGAGGGCUUGCGAGAGGCGGAAAUGGUCGAGACGAGACGGAGCUCAGCCUCGGCGGCUACCAAGCGAUGCCCAUCCUCGUCGGCUGCCAAGCGAUACCCAUCCCCGUCGUCUUCCUCGUCGUCGGCGGCUCCCCCCAGCGCAAAGCGCUCAAAGGUCGACGCGAAAGCGCUGCCGCCUAGGGAGAAGGAGCAAGUGAAUCACGAGGAGCCGGUGUUGUCGGGUCGUGAAGAUGGGAUUAUUGCUGAUGCCUCCUCGCCUGAUGAAGCUCUGAGGGUGGACAUGGAAAUGGAAAACCCUAUUGAAUUGCCCGUUCAAGGGCAUGUGGAGUGUGCAUCGCAGUUGGAUCUGCUGACGAAACAUGCGGAAGAAGGAGGAGCACCAAGGGGCGUUGCAUGGGGAAAGCUUGUAUCUCAGUUCGCUCAGAAUCCUUCUCAUUCCAUUUGCAGCAAUUUAUUCACUGUUGGUAAUAGCAAAACUUGUGAUCUACAAUUGCUCGAUCCAACUGUGGGCACUACUCUUUGUGUAUUAAAGCAAAUAAAGCGUGGUGGUGCUUCUAUCACUUUACUUGAAACUGUUGGGGCAAAAGGUGUUAUACAAGUAAAUGGGAAAACAGUUGAGCAAAAAUCCAUUAUUCUUAUUGGUGGAGAUGAAGUUGUUUUUAGUAGGCCAGAAAAACACAUAUAUAUUUUUCAGCAACUACCUAAGGAGAAACCAAAUACACCAAGCAUACAUACUUUACACAGUUCUUCAGAGAUAAAGGAUGCUUCCAAAAAGGGACUUAAAUUUCAGAACAGAACUGGAGAUCAUUCAACAGCUGCUGUUGUUUCAAUGCUAGCAUCAUUGUCAACCCUAAAGAAAGAUCUAUCUGUUGAUCCUCCAUCUGCAACUAUUGAACCUUUAACUGAUUUGGAUACAAGUUCAAAUGCCUGCAAGCUCUUUCAGGAUCAAAAGGACUUUGAGUUUCCUGUGAGUGCAUCAUCGAAUAGAUCCCAGGCAUUGAAGGAUUGUUUAAAACAAGCAAUUAUCGAACCUAAUGACCUUGAUGUUUCCUUUGAUAAUUUUCCCUACUACCUCAGGUACUAUUUGAUUGUGCUAUUUUGUGAAAUGACAUGCUAGUGCAUUACAAUUGUG